AUGGGAGGUGUUAUUAGCUGUUGCGUUACCGGGGCAAACUCCGAAACAGAUUCUUUGGUGCAGAAUGCUCAAAAGGGCUAUGGGUCGUAUGGUAACGAGGACUAUGAUGCCAUUAAGAGAAAACUAGAGGAGGAGGAGCAGAAAAUUCUGGCCCGCGAACAGGAACUUACCGAAAUUGUGAAUAAUACAAACGACAAGUUGAUCGAUAUCUCCAUGAUGAGCAACAGCGGGAUAGUAAUACAGAGCCAUGAUCUCUGUGAUGCUACCUCUGACGAUACCGCAGGAGGUCCACUCAGCACGUCUGAACCACCUUGUCUAAGUAGGGUAGGGACGAAAGAAUUAAGUGACUCUCAACGCAAAGCGGUGAGAAGGUUGUACACCAGAUUUUUCGAACACUUGGAAACGCAGCUAUCACUGGAGAAUAGUACUGAACUAAUCGUGAAUCUUUAG
Lachancea dasiensis is the source of this 450-nucleotide messenger RNA. NCBI's taxonomy places the organism in Eukaryota, Fungi, Ascomycota, Saccharomycetes, Saccharomycetales, Saccharomycetaceae. The record is from the annotation of a GenBank genome assembly.